AUGAAUUCUAGAAUGCUGCACGAUGUCAUCUAUAUGCUUCUCAUUUCUACUGUAGCGAAAGAAGUCAAAACAGAAUCAUUAGUAGAUCCGGCACAUUGUGAAUACAAUUCAAAUCAUAGGAGAAGUAUAUUAACCGAUCUACUACAAGAUUACGAUAAGACUAUGGUACCAUCAAACAAUUCAGUACAAGUCAGUGUGGAGUUGACAGUUCAAGACAUUUCAUCAAUAUCUGAAAUUUCGAGUUCCUUCAUUGCGGAUGUUUGGUUUAGUCAAGUAUGGGAAGAUCCUCGAUUAGAGUAUCGGAACAUCUCUUGCAAAACAAAUCUUUCAUUGGACAGCUAUGUCAGUGAACGUCUUUGGACACCUAACGUGUGUUUUGUGAACAGCAAAAGCACUCAAGUGCACAAGUCACCCGCAUCAAAUAUUCUUCUUAUUAUUUAUCCGAAUGGAACCGUAUGGCUAAAUUAUCGUGUUCAAGUGUCUGCUCCAUGCAGUUUUGAACUGUCUAGAUUUCCAAUUGAUGCUCAAGAAUGCCAUUUAGUCUUCGAAUCAUAUUCGUAUAAUAUAGCAGAAGUACGAUUAAAUUGGCAGCAAUGGGCGCCUGUAACAAUGCCUCCUCCUGAAGAUUUUCGAUUGCCGGAUUUUCAAUUUUAUAAUGUGACAUGGGGGAAAACGUCGAAUGAAUAUACGGCUGGAAUGUGGGAUCAACUCAAAGUUACUUUUAGGUUCAAAAGAUUAUAUGGGUACUAUGUUCUCCAAAUGUAUCUUCCAACAUAUCUAUCAGUUUUCAUCUCCUGGAUUGCAUUUUGGAUUGAUACUCGUGCUCUUCCUGCCAGAAUAACUCUCGGAGUGUCUUCCCUCAUGGCUCUUACUUUCCAAUUUGGUAAUAUUGUAAAGAAUCUGCCACGUGUCUCUUUCGUUAAAGCCAUUGAUCUGUGGUUUUUUGUUUGCGUCGCAUUUAUCUUCUUUUCGCUCGUUGAGUUAGCAGUCGUCGGAUUCGUUGAUAAAAUAACAGAAAUCAAGAGGAGGUCACGACGAAUCAAAUUUCAGCGAGCAAUUGCCGGAGGCACAAUAAAAAAUGAUCGGCCAGUAAGUUUCAGGAAGUAUUCGUGUACGUCGAAGUGCAAUUCUGUGAGAUAUAAUAUUAAUAACAAUGAUGACGAGGAGCUGUAUAACAUUAGUGGAGAAACAAAUGGAAGUGGAAUGAGCUGGAAGAAUAACAGUUCUCGUGAAGCUUCAGCUGAUAUGGGAGCAAGAGUUGAUUCAUUUGCAGCUAAAGCAUUUCCUGCUAUGUUUGCCGCUUUCAAUGUGUUCUACUGGUGGUAUUACUUAUCAAGAGAGCGAAACUAG
Caenorhabditis remanei is the source of this 1350-nucleotide messenger RNA. RefSeq lists its product as uncharacterized. The record is from RefSeq and is a predicted model, not a curated record. Gene Ontology annotation, cellular component: membrane; neuron projection; synapse. NCBI's taxonomy places the organism in Eukaryota, Metazoa, Nematoda, Chromadorea, Rhabditida, Rhabditidae. Bases 1 to 1350 code for a protein of 449 amino acids. The transcript has 10 exons. Gene Ontology annotation, biological process: chemical synaptic transmission; nervous system process; chloride transmembrane transport. Gene Ontology annotation, molecular function: chloride channel activity; transmembrane signaling receptor activity; extracellular ligand-gated monoatomic ion channel activity.